CCAGAACCGUUUUGGCGCAAGCACGUUGGGGCCACAAUGCCUGAAUGGCAUCAGGCACCUGCGAGUCCGAGAUCCUCCUUCUUCUCUGCGGCAUCGAACCACCCAUCGAGAAAGAAUUGAUCGAGGAGGUGCCGGUAGACCCUGUGACAAGCGCCCAAAACUAUUCAAUUGAUUGUUGUAUCGGCCGCCGCAAUGACCGCCGCAAGGACACGUCGGCGUCGAUAGAUGGCUCGCAAGCCGCGCCUGGUCCCGUCUCAGGGACACUGCUUGACGCCCUGCCCAUGGCCGCGCUGCCACCCAUGAUGGCCUUCCCUGGCAAGUGGCAGCUCGAGCAGGUCGAGGGCGACAUGGACGGCGUUGCUGAGGAUAUGGGUAUUUCUUGGUAUGGGCGCGUUGCGGGCGCUCAGAUGGACUGGGGCGUGGGGAAGGUCACGCACUCCUUCGCUUUCAGCGGUGGCUGUGUCAGCAUCACCAGCAAGGGCCCAGCGGGCACUUUCUCACAGGACCUGACGCUGGACGGCCUCCCCAAUGAAACUGUAGACUUAGGGGUCGGCGCGCCGAUCACGGCGACAGCUCAGAUCGAGGGUUCUUUCCUCCACGUGGACUCUGAUGAUGUCAAGAGCAAGCGAUGUGUUCUUGGCGGUGGUGGAGUUCGCAGAGACAUCCUCGUGAUGCAGUUCAGCACCACAAGCAGCACAUGCUGCCAUAUAUUCUCCAGGUGCAUUUAGCGAUUCGACAAUCUCCUCGGGUUGCGCCGUCUACAUCACAAUGUGACGGGCGGGCUCACCGUUCGAUGUGCACAAACAUAUCUGUGUCCAGCACACCGCAAUGCAGUAGGGCGAUAAGCUUCUCGAGCACAGGUGGUGAGUGCCCUGUUCGAACUGCCCAGGUGGUCGCCGCUCGCUCACCCUUCCGCCCAAGACGCCGAGAGAGAUCAGCACUACGGCCGUCUUGCCUGUUCUCCUCCCCUCACCCUGCAUGGCCUGUGCAUGUGCAUUGGGCGAGGCCCCACGAAAGUGGCGGUGCCAUUCUGGCUGACCAGCCUCGCCCGCUGCCACGGCAAAGACUGAAGUUCUGACAGCUUCAAGUAAAUAUAUGUGUAUAUAUAUAUAUACAAUAGUCGACCUGGGCAUGAGAAAGGGGAGAAUGCAACAGCCGCGCACCAAGAGGACAUGUUUUGUAAGCGUCGCGGUGCUAGCUCACGCCAAUGGUUCUACCAUGAUCCUUUAGCAUGGCCAGUCCAUUGCCGGUGUCGGCUGAGCCUCCUAUGUAGAUCGCGCCUUCGGCGAACCACUGCCGCCCCCUGCCAUCUGGUCGGAAUGUUGCCACGCGUUUGUGCUGUGUGUUACCCCGGCCGUUGAGGAGGACUUGCUGGGAGGACAUUUGGGAGGGG
Messenger RNA from Prorocentrum cordatum, 1393 nucleotides. NCBI's taxonomy places the organism in Eukaryota, Dinophyceae, Prorocentrales, Prorocentraceae. The record is from the annotation of a GenBank genome assembly.